This is a messenger RNA of Ctenopharyngodon idella (grass carp), 2773 nucleotides long. RefSeq names its product prolyl 4-hydroxylase, alpha polypeptide I b (gene p4ha1b). Gene Ontology annotation, biological process: peptidyl-proline hydroxylation to 4-hydroxy-L-proline. Gene Ontology annotation, cellular component: endoplasmic reticulum. The record is from RefSeq and is a predicted model, not a curated record. NCBI's taxonomy places the organism in Eukaryota, Metazoa, Chordata, Actinopteri, Cypriniformes, Xenocyprididae. The coding region runs from base 229 to 1851 and encodes 540 amino acids. The transcript has 15 exons. Gene Ontology annotation, molecular function: protein binding; procollagen-proline 4-dioxygenase activity; iron ion binding.
CAUGAGUUUGGGAGAGUGUGUGAGACUCUGCACGUAGCUCAGCGGAAUCCCCACUGCCAGAUGGCGAGGAGAAGAGCGGUGUAGCCUCUCAGAUAAAGCUCAGCUGCACACCAGAAGCAUCGUAAACACAAAAGAGUCUUCCAUCCAUACUGAGCUCCUCAUCAGCAUCACUAGAGCAACAUCUGGAUCGACCCGCUGUUUCUCUGCGCGUGGUGACAACCUGAAAGGAUGGCGUUGUCUUGGUUCCUUUUGAGUUUCCUCUUCCAUUCCCUGUACGCUCACAAUGAUUUCUUCACUUCUAUAGGCCAGAUGACAGACUUACUGUACACAGAGAAGGGCCUGGUGACAUCACUAAAAGAAUACAUUAGACAAGAGGAGAACAGACUAGAGCAGGUCAAAGAGUGGGCAGACAAACUGGACUCACUGACGAACACAGCCACGCAAGACCCAGAGGGAUUCCUGGGGCACCCGGUCAAUGCAUUCAAACUGAUGAAAAGACUCAACAGUGAGUGGGCCGACCUGGAGAGCCUGGUGCUGAAAGACACCACCAACGGGUUUAUCUCUAAUCUGACAGUCCAGAGACAGUUUUUCCCAACAGACGAGGACCAGACAGGAGCAGCCAAAGCUUUGCUUAGAUUACAGGACACAUACCAGCUGUCUGCCAACACCAUCUCUAAUGGAGACUUGCCUGGUGUUGUGCACAAGAGCCGGAUGACGGUGGCAGACUGCUAUGAGCUGGGGAAGAUUGCAUACUCUGAGGCAGAUUACUACCACACAGAGCUUUGGAUGGCUCAGGCCCUCACACAGCUGGAUGAAGGCGAGGAAUCCACCAUAGACAAGGUCACAGUUAUGGACUACCUCAGUUAUGCAAUCUACCAGCAGGGGGAACUAGAGCGAGCCCUCGAGCUCACCAAGAGGAUGCUGAAGCUGGAUCCAAAUCACCACAGGGCCAAUGGGAACCUAAAGUACUUUGAGUUCCAGCUAGAGAAGCAGAGAAAGGCAGAGGCCGAGAAGAAGGAGGUGGAAGAUAAAAAAAGAGAGCAGAAAGUGCUGGACAAACGUGAUGCUCAGAGGAAACGGUCCAAAGACCCUCUGCCAGAGAGAAAGAAAUAUGAAAUGCUGUGCAGAGGAGAGGGAGUGAAACUGACCCCACGCAGACAAAGCCGCCUGUUUUGCCGUUACUAUGACAACAAUCGUAAUCCACGGUUGCUUUUGGCUCCAGUGAAGCAGGAAGAUGAGUGGGACCGCCCACGUAUUGUCCGUUAUCAUGACAUCAUCUCUGACAGUGAGAUUGAGACAGUGAAGGAGAUGGCAAAACCCAGACUCCGUAGGGCUACUAUAUCCAAUCCCAUCACGGGCGUACUCGAGACCGCCCCCUACAGGAUCAGUAAGAGUGCUUGGCUGUCUGGAUAUGAGCAUUCUACGAUUGAAAGGAUUAACCAGCGUGUCGAGGAUGUAACAGGCCUGGAAAUGGACACAGCAGAAGAGCUGCAGGUUGCAAAUUAUGGAGUUGGUGGUCAGUACGAACCUCAUUUUGACUUUGGAAGGAAAGAUGAACCAGAUGCCUUUAAAGAACUGGGAACAGGAAACAGAAUUGCCACUUGGCUCUUUUAUAUGAGUGACGUUUCAGCAGGGGGCGCUACAGUCUUCCCUGAUGUAGGGGCAGCAGUGUGGCCUAAAAAGGGUACAGCAGUAUUCUGGUAUAACCUUUUUGCCAGUGGAGAAGGAGAUUACAGCACAAGACAUGCUGCCUGUCCAGUAUUAGUGGGCAACAAAUGGGUAUCGAACAAAUGGAUACACGAACGAGGUCAAGAAUUCAGACGACCCUGUGCAGUGUCCGAGAUGGAAUGAUCACUUCUUUUCUUCUCUUAUUUCCUGUUUAGUGUCAGUUUUAGUCAAUAUGAUGUGUGUUUAUGAAUGACUAUGCAUCAAUCUAUGCAUUUCUUCUAUUGUGCCCUUUUACUCAAAUAAUAGACCAAGAAAUGCUGUGAGGUUUCUGGGCAGGAUAUUCCCUGACUGUAGAAACUAUAAAUAUGCAUAGAUCCAAUCAAAUAUUUUAUUUUAGUUAUUUAUUUAGGGUUGAAUGAUUGAACUCCAUAUGUUUCUUUUGCACUUUCAGUCACGUCUUAAACUCCAACAGACCUCCAUUUUUUGAGAAGUUAUUCAAGUCUUUUAUUUAAACCACUGAACACUCCAUAAACCUUAAUAUAAUUGUUAUGGGAAACACAGCACAGUGCAAGACCAACUUUAAGACUAAAAGAAAAAAAAUCUGUUACAAAAAAUGUUUUAUGAACCAAAGAGUAUUUUCUUAAUUCCUGGGGCCAAUGCAAACAAUGUUUGUCUUUUUUCUUCUUCUUCUUCUUCUUCUUCUUCUUCUUCUUCUUCUUCUUCUUCUUCUUCUUUUUUUUUUAUUUUUUUUUUUUUAUUUUUUUUUUUUUUUUAAUGUGCGUAUGGAUUUUUUUUUUUUUUUUUUUUUUUUUUUUACAGAAAUAAAAUCUGACAUCAUUGUCAGUUGUCUUUGUUGCCUCAUUUCAUAAAAAAAUUGUGAGAUUGUAUUAGAAAAGUGCCAAAAAUAGACUCUUGCAUACUUCUAUACUACAAUAAUUACUUUAUUCUGGAUCAUUUAAAAUUCUAUUGGCUGGUGAUUUUUGAGGUCAUUCUGAGGUUAAUUUUUUUUUAAGCAACAUACCAAAAAUGAUUGCAUAUUUCAUCUGUUGAUUAUAUCAGUAUAACAAUUUGAGUGAAAAGUUGAAUAAAAAAAUUAAUGAAUUGA